GCUACUACUAUACCGUGAAGUUCAUUGGGUGUUUUAACAUCGAGUGUCCUAACUUAACUUCAACCUGCCGUAUAUAUGAAAUCGAUAAGAAAAAUUAGGGUCACCUCACGACCGAAGCUCUAUUCGCCUCGCUGUUCACGAGCGCAUCUGUCCAGCCUAAGCUAGGGCACUUACGUUACUCAUACUACCCAAUGUCUGAAAAGGAAUGCAUCUCACUCGUGCCUCUGCAUUCCAGUGAAAACUCCUCAUCUCGUACGAACUACUUUCGAAAAAACCUUGGCUCGCUCGUUGCCACACCCCCCUUGUUCAACCAGUCUCAAUUUGACAUUGUUCUCCGGCGACAGUAUUCUCGUCAAGAAGGAAAGCCAAAAUUUACGGCUGUUCCCUCGAGAUUUUUGAAUCUCACCAAUGAUUUCGAGUUUGCUGGCUGGGGUUCUAUCUCUCAUCUCACCCUCGUACCAGAAGAUAUACAUCAGGCUGACGUUGAACUGACCUCAUUCCGAGAACAGCAGGUUCUUGGGCAAUUUACAGCCAGCGCGCUUGCGGCCAAUGACAUACUUGGCGGUGUAUUUUACACUCUCCCAAGCGUCGUCGCUCUCGCGGGUGUCUAUUCUCCUAUUUCGCUAUUUGUGGCAGCUUUAACUUUAUUUCUUUGGCGUCCCGUCAUGGAAGAAAUGGCUUCUGCUCUUCCCAUUAGUGGCGCUCCCUACACCUACCUGCUCAAUGUAUCUACAAAAUCUGUAGCUCUUUUUGGGGCGGCGCUCCUUCUCUUGGAUUUUUCAGCCACAGCAGUAGUUUCAGCUGCAACUGCGACAUCAUAUCUUGCAGGCGAAGUCUCGCUACCAUUUCCAGUCUAUGUCGGUGCUGCCUUUGUUUUCGUGUUAUUUACUGUCGUCAGCCUUUCGGGCUUGAGAGAAAGUGCUCGCGUAGCAACUGGUGUGCUGGUAAUGCACGUUGUGGUAAUGAUCAUGCUUAUCGUAGCUUCUGUCAUUGCUUGGGGCAGAGGUGGGAUGGGUCAGUUCAGAUCCAACUGGUCGUUGGGGCACGUCGGAUUGUCUCCAGCAGCUAUAGCCCGACAGGCGUUCAAUGGCGUAUGUAUAGGGAUGCUAGGGUUGACUGGAUUUGAAUGCGCACCCUCAUAUACGUCAAAAAUGAAGCAGAACUGUUAUCCCAAGGUUCUGCGCAACCUGCAUUUAUCUGCACUUGUCCUCACUAGCGGGGUGAUGCUCCUUGUUAUGGCAUUAUUGCCUCUCGACGUGGUCGAGAGUGGCAACAAUAUCCUUAGUUUGUUGGCUCAAAAGGUUGCAGGACGGUGGUUACGAAUAAUGGUCGUAGUUGACGCUGUUGUUGUACUUUGUGCGGGUGUGCUUACAGGAAUCUUGAGCGCUUGCGAGCUCCUUGUCAAGCUAUCAUGUGAUCUCAUUCUUCCUCGCGUAUUUCUUGCUACGGUUCCAGCGACAGGCGCCCCUUAUGUCGCAGUUAUUUCCUUCAUUGCAUUCAGUGCAUUGAUAUAUGCAAGCACGGGCGCAAACCUGAUUGUGAUAUCCCAGAUGUUUGCGAUGGUGUGGUUGGCUGUUAUGGCGCUCUUCCCAGUCUCCCUCUUACUCCUCCGUUUCUCACGACCUCGACUUCCGCGUGCAUCCCAAUGUUCGCUGUUUGUCGUCGCUGGUGCUAUCAGUGUCACUGUGACCGUAGCGGCAGGCAACGUGGCCAUAGAUCCUACCAUAGCAGGAUGGUUUGCUCUGUACCUCAUCAUCCUUCUCGUCUUGUUCUACACGUCGCAAAAUAAGGUGACUAUAUUGCGAUGGGUAUACUGGGCAUAUGACCAGCUUCCCUGGCUACAUAGGCGGCAGUUUACCAAGGGAUGGGGUGACGGUUUGAUCCGGCAUAUGAGAAAACUGCGUAGGCAGGAGGUUUGUUUGCUUGUUAAAACCGAUGAGAUCAACAACUUGUUCAACAUGAUCCUUUACGUCCGGCGUAACGAAGAAACAUCACAUUUGAAGAUAGUGCACUUUCAUAGCGGAGACAUACCUUCGGAGAUGGAGGCCAAUGCGAGAAUUCUGGACGAAGCAUUUCCUGAGAUUACUGUUGAUCUGAUGUUUGUCGAGGGUCAAUUUGAUCCAAAAAAUCUGGCUGCCCUAGCGCACCAUUUGAAGAUUCCACGGUCCCUCAUGUUCAUGAGUAGCCCAGGUCCAAAUUUUCGGUAUUCCGUGGCAGAGCUUGGAACGCGCAUUAUUUCGAUCUAGCAUCAUACAGAUCGCAUUAACAUGAAACUCGGUGUUGCGAUAGGACGCCGUCCUUGGAUAACAAGCACUUUUUUUGAUACUUGUAAAUCGUCUGCUGUACAGUAGGGGUAGUUGUCUUUGAUAUGGACAACAGUAUGGAUAUAUUUGUGAACAGUGUAUAGAGAUAUAUUGACAAGUCAUUUAUGAUAUCUGUGGAGCUUGUUAUGAUGGUUGCGACUCGUUAAGGUGAGUCACAUGUUAUCGACGUACCCGCAAAUUACGGUCGGGGCCAAAAAGCUGAAUACCGCUUUGAAGUUUGCACAACAUAGUUGUAACCAAUAGGUUCUCGGCUGUCAUCAAACACAAAUGGGGAAAUUGAAUAUUGGGUAUUGAGGGGGG
Suillus fuscotomentosus is the source of this 2624-nucleotide messenger RNA. Its product is annotated as amino acid permease-domain-containing protein. Bases 192 to 2246 code for a protein of 684 amino acids. Lineage: Eukaryota; Fungi; Basidiomycota; Agaricomycetes; Boletales; Suillaceae. The transcript is spliced from 14 exons. Gene Ontology annotation, biological process: transmembrane transport. Gene Ontology annotation, cellular component: membrane. Gene Ontology annotation, molecular function: transmembrane transporter activity. The record is from RefSeq and is a predicted model, not a curated record.